Messenger RNA from Poecilia reticulata (guppy), 4987 nucleotides. RefSeq names its product MAGI family member, X-linked b (gene magixb). Gene Ontology annotation, biological process: signal transduction. Gene Ontology annotation, cellular component: cell-cell junction; cytoplasm. Gene Ontology annotation, molecular function: protein binding. The record is from RefSeq and is a predicted model, not a curated record. Lineage: Eukaryota; Metazoa; Chordata; Actinopteri; Cyprinodontiformes; Poeciliidae.
UCCCGUCAGCCGCGCAUCGUGUCUGACUUUCUCUUUCUCUGCGGCGACCGCGUCUCCUCAGCAUUUAUCGAGRCUCGUCCCGCUGCUUCUGCUGCUUCUAUUUCAAAUCAAGCGAUUCGUGAGAAAAUAUUAAAGUGCUGGCUUGUUCUGUAACCUCAGCAGGGUCAAUGUAUAUAGACGCGUUCAAACGGAUCCUCUUUGAAAGGCUGAACUGCUUGAAGAGAAUGUGUGUGUGUCAGCGGCAUGGCAGCUCAUUUGCCAUGUCUAAGACAGCGGUGAAGAAGCUGCACUGGCGGUCCAAUGUGCAGGAUACCUUCAUCCCCUUGCUUGGCGCGUCUGGAGAGCUGGGGGUCGCGGUUGGUGGCGGAGCAGAUUAUGGAGAGUUUCCUUUCGUCACGUCGGCUCCCGGCGGCGGCCUCACAGUGGGAGACAUCAUCCUAGAGAUCGGGGGAACUCCGGUACUGGGGAUGACUUUAGGAGAUGUUCGAGGAGUCCUCAACUCCUGCCCCCAUCCUGUCCGUAUCAAAACUGUUUCACCAGGCUCCACAUUGUGCAAAGAUCUCAGGUUAUAUCUGAGUAAGUGCUUCACACCCGGCUCAGUGGACAGCCAGCUUCAGCAGGUCAUCAGAGAGAACCUCUACCUCCGAGCCGUACCCUGUACGACCAGGCAGCCCAGAGACGGGGAAAUCUCAGGGGUGGACUACAACUUUGUCUCCAUUGAGGAGUUUUUCUCCUUGGAGGAGUCUGGAGCGCUGCUCGAGAGUGGGAAAUUCAAAGGGAAUUACUACGGCACACCUCGUCCUGUUCACAUUGGUCCGGAGAGUCCCCCCAUCACCUACCAGGAACACCGUAACCUGCUCAGAAACUUCCGCACACGCAGCAAAUCCCUCAGCAACCUGGAAAAGGCUGCAGACGAAGGCAGAAACGGCGAGGACGACUUCGGUGGCUCUGCAGGAGUAAGCAUUCCUAUUGGCCACCGGUCCCCCGGUCGGCCCCGGGCAUCCAGCAGCGGAGGCGAGGGUCAUGGCAUAGAGAAUGGGAUCAUCGGCAGCAGAAGAGGUGCCAGAAUCAGAGGCAUGAUGCCCGAUCACUGGGAGCAGGCGUUCAGUGACCCUGGAGAAUCACUUUACAUCGGGCGCAGCCCGAGGAGGACCAGCUGGCUGGGCCCUCGUCCCUCAAGCAGAGAGACCAACUACAAAAAUGAAUGGUUCACGGACCUGCCUGAGGAUCUCAGGGGUUUCCCUGUCCAUGCACACUUGAUCAAGGGCUCCAGAGGGUUUGGUUUCAACAUAGUCGGAGGCAGCCGGCCAAGAGAGUUUCUCCAGGUCUACAGUGUGACGGCAAGUGGCCCCUCCACUCUUAAGACAGCGGACAUACUUGUGUACAUCAACGAUGCUUGUGUGUUGGGAAUGUCUCACAAAGAAGCGGUAGAGAUGCUCAAGUCAGUGCCUGUGGGCCACAGCAUAGACAUCGAGGUGAGAAGGGGGUAUCCAAUGCUCUACAACCCGGACGGUCGCCCCAAGCAGCCGUCGCCAAGGUUACUGAACGCCGAGGACCACCAUGUCGCACCUACCACCACCCAACCGCAACCUCUUCACCAGCUACCUCGCCUUUCAACUCCUUCACCUCAGAGCCAGCUCUUUAACGGCUACCACAGCGACAGAGGCUACGUGGAGCACGGCGUGACCCUGGAUGCCAACGGAAACGCCACGUCUUACGCGUCCAGACAGCCGCCGCCGUACAGGCGCUCCAGCGUGAGCAACGCUGCGCCGUUCUCCCCAGUGCGGCCUCCGCGGUCACACAGGAGCUUAGCCAGGCUGCAGUCGCUGGACCCGACGCUGGCCAGCCAGAGCGACAGUGAGGUUGUUUCUGCUGUUGGUUCACACAGAGCGUCAAUGAUACGAAAUCACAACAAUAACUCCCUUACGACACCGCAGCAUCAUUUACGUUAUGGAACGUCGAAGUCGUCCGAAAGUGACUUGUCCACCUGCACCAUGCCGGGGAGCAGGCUGCCGCUCCCUGAGUCGCCGCGGAGACCGUCGUCUUCCUCCGGCGGGCCCCGCAGCGCUCACUCCCACCUUUUCAGACCGCAGACCUCCCUUCUCAGACCACCGCCCAGCAGAGAAAGCCCCCACCACCACGGCGUCAACGGUUUCCAUGGCAACACCAGCCCCACUGCCAGCCCCAGCAGCGUUUCCUCUCCUGGCGCGAUGAGUGUGGGCAGCGUGUUCGGGGGAUUCACCGGAGGGGAACUCGUUCCAGUGGCCUUGGCCCAAACCGAAGGAGACAGGGGCCUCGGGUUCAGCCUGAUGGCUGGUGGUUCUGGAGGCAGGUUGGCCGUGGUGGAGAGAGUCUUUGACAGGAAGCAGUGCAACUCCCUGCAGCCAGGGGACGCUGUGGUCAAGAUCAAUGGAGCUGAUGUGCAAAGCCUCAGCCUCAUUCAGAUUCAGACAAUCCUGCAGGAACACACGAAACAGGGAGAAGUUAUUCUGCUGGUUUACAGAGGAGGCACCUAUCACUCAUCGGUUUCUCCCGGCUCGGUUCGGAGACUCCCUCCGCCUCUGCUGCGCCCCCCUCCUCCUCCCCUUGACGCGGACAAUUCGUCGUUGCUCCCAGAGGCGCUGCCCGUUCCCCGCAGCGCCACCAGCAACCCUCCCUCCCCGCUCCUCAGCAGCUCCUCUCUGAUCCAGAGCACCAGUUUCCUGGAGUCGAUUCCAGUGACCCUGACCAUGGAGCCCAAAGACUGGAUCGACAUCGGCCUGGAGGAUGAGGCCGGCGGCAGCGGCGGCGUGUCGGUGCCUGAAGCGAGCCUGGAGAAGCGGAAGGGCGAGCGGACGCGGCGCUUCAGAGGGUUCGACGUGGAACUGCGGAGAAAGCCCGGGGAGGGAUUCGGGUUUGUGAUUGCCUCUCAGGACUUGGAGAACGGACGAGCUAAUCAAAGAGCCAUGCUGGAGAGACUACAGUCUGCUUUGAAAACUGUAAAGGAGUCCAAACCUGCGUCCCUCCUUCCUCACCGCUUCGUCACGGUCCGGCGCGGCAGCCCGGCAGCGAAGAGCGGCCAGAUCCGGCCCGGAGACCGCCUGGAGGCCGUCGAGGGCCGCUCGGUGGUGACACUGCCUCACCGGGAGCUCGCUCAGAUUCUCCGCAGAGCCGGAAACACGCUGCGCCUCACCAUCGUGCCGCGGCCCAGCACCUACGCUUCAAACCACACAGAAACCGCCGACCACGACCACGGUCACAGGGGCAGGAAGGGUCAGAGGUCACGCCCAAAGCGUGACUCCAGGUAUUACAGCGUUGACCUGGACCGCGGACCGUCGGGCUUCGGCUUCAGCCUCCGAGGCGGCAGCGAGUACAACAUGGGGCUCUACGUCCUCGGGCUGAUGGAGGGCGGCCCCGCGUCACGCAGCCAGAAGAUACAGGUCAGCGACCAGCUGGUGGAGAUCAACGGGGACAGUACGACCGGGAUGACCCACAGCCAGGCCGUGGAGAUGAUCCGCCGCGGAGGCCACCGGAUCCACCUGGUGCUCAAGAGAGGCAACGGCUACGUGCCUGAUUACGCCCGUGAGCACAGAAUCACCUCCUCCUCCCUCCUGCACAACCCCAAAGAGCAGAGUCUGGCUGCAGUGAGCCCCACCGGACAGAGGGGGCGCCGCGCCAAGCAGACAAGGAGGAGCAGGUCGGUGGGAGAUGUGACGGGGAGCGGGACGGGGGCCAUCAGAGGAAGAACGAGAAGAAGGCGGGGCUCGGUAGGAGGAGGUCGCUUACGGAGCCCCGUCUCUGAGCGCGGGGACGGGGAGAGGAGGAAGAGGAGGCCUCAGAGUUUACCAAGAAACGUAAUCAGGAAACAUGACGACAAAGAGGCAGGAAGGGAAAGAAGAAGAGAGAAGGAAAGAGGGAGGAGCAGACAGAGAGAGAGGAAAAGCAGGAGUUUGGACAGGGGGAGGAUGAGGGAGGAGGAAAAAGAGGAGGAGGAAGGACCUGCUGCUGAGGAGGAACCAGAGCGAAGAGCGGACUCAGUAGAAAGUGAAGACGACGAUGUUUUCCUACCCAUUCCAGUCCCGAUCCACAGACUCCCCAGACCGAAGGAAAACCGGGAAGACGAAACCGAUGAAAACUGGAACAUGGUGGCAGAAUACCGGGGCCUGAGGAGGGACGAGGAGGAGGAGGAGGAGGAAGAGGACGACGACUGUGGCGCAGAGUCGGCCAUCUCUGAUCGGCCCUUACCAGGAGUCACUGUGGUGGGUCCGGAGUCGCGCAGAGAGCCGUUCUCCUUCCUCGCCUCCACGCUGUCCCAGGACCAGCUGGGCGACGCCUCGUCGGAGUCUGGAGACAGCCAAUCAGACUCCAGCGUCUCCGCCGCCAGCAUUUCAGGGCUCUCGCUGGCCGCCGCCGCGCUGCCCGGCCCGUGGCUCGUCCCGGGUCAGCAGAGGCUGGUUCAGUUUGAGGAUGAGCAACACGGGCGGGACAGGAGAAGAAGAAGAAGCAGCAGCGCCGCUGUUCCCUGACUGUUAACGAGAGAUAAAACACGCAGCAUUUAAACGACGCAGCAUCAGAUCCUGACCCAUCUCCUCCUGACCAACCGUCACUUUGAACCUGCAGCUCAUGUUCUUUGUGCCUUUCUGCAGCUCAUCUCUGGACCACAUUUCGGUUUGAGCCUCCACCAAAUGUUGCAAACAUUUUUCCAGAACGCUGCUGCACAUUUCAACCUACCUUCAGUUACUGACCCACCCUGCAAAAACUCUAAAUAUUACCAAGUGUUUCUAGUUUCUAGUGCCAAGUGUCCUGGUGCUCAUGAAAUAGUAGCUUGUCUCUAUCGAACGUAGUGCAAUAAAAGAAUAAACAGAGUUAUUUCUUACGGUAAUAUUGAUUUACAAGAAAAUUCUACUUUCACUAAUAGAUUAUUUCUAUGGAAGAAGAAUAAGAAAAAAAAUCUGAAUUCAGAUUUUUAAAAAAAUCUAAAUUCUAAGAAAGAAAAUCUGAAUUCUGA